Molecule: messenger RNA, 703 nt
Organism: Colletotrichum godetiae
Lineage: Eukaryota; Fungi; Ascomycota; Sordariomycetes; Glomerellales; Glomerellaceae
Exons: 2
Coding region: 132-521 (129 amino acids)
Source: RefSeq, a predicted model, not a curated record
CCCCGGAUCCCGUAAUGGCACAGCGGCAUUUUGAGGCCGAGGUUCGGAUCGUUGUGGGGAGGCUUUUCUCCCAACCUAUGUGGUCUUCACGAGUUCUUUCUUUAAUUUUACUGCCAUACUGAUUAUUCGAUAUGCAAUUCCGUUGGAGUUUUUUAUUCAUCUUAUCAAUCACUUUGCCCCCUUGCUCCGCAAUUCAGGCCGGGGCUGGCCCUUGCUCAACACCCUGGUUGACACCGAAGCAGCUCACGUCUCCGCGUCCCCGCGUGAUCUUGGGAUGCCUGACUCGAAGAAGCGAGAGCAGGAAGAAGUCAUUCAUGGGCAGAGUAAACAAAUCAAUCAUGCCGGCAAAGCACCGAAGAUGGUCGGCCGUUGAGCCAAAUUGGGCAGCUGGGGGGUUCGAGGAAUAUGAACCGUCCCUAGUCAUCAUGUCAUGUGAAAGGAGGGGAAGAGAAACUGACAAUCGACCGAUCGACAGGCACGGGGAAACAAGCUUAAACGGCCGACUGCCAUCAGACGGAUGAUUAAGGGGCAUCCUGUAGCCCUGUGAUGUAGAUAUCCUGGGUCUCGCGUGCCUGGUAAUAUGUACCUCAAUCGACACUCGCAUAUGCCAGGGCGUACAUCAUUCACAUUCGUUUUGCAUACACUAAGUUCCCCAAGCUUUCUACGGCAGUCUGACAUCCACCUAUAAAGGUGCUGACUCCCA